UUUUCUCUCCUAGACGACUGGUAGUUGCUCAGCACUAUGGACGAGCUUAUUUUGUGUGACAUAUUUCAGCGUUCGUUCUUCUGCGGUAGGCGCCUGAUAAAUUUCCCCUGGCGGGAAUUCGUUGGAUCUAUUAACUCUGAACCAUCCUUCGUUCUGCAGAUUUUACAGAAGACCGUUCUUCAUCCAUUGUGUCAGCAACACCCACCAUCAGUGAUGUACAGAAGACUGUUCUUGUUGGAGUUAAUAAAGAAGCACCAGUCUAUAGGAGCAGAACCUCUGGAUGAAUUGUACAAUGCACUUGCUGAUGUGUUAAAUUCACAAGAGAAUACGCUGUGCUACAAAAGUUAUUUUCUACCAUCUGGGGACAAUAUUACUCUCUCAGAAAAGAUUGCAAUCAUCUCGGAGGGAACUACGGGUCUGGUGACAUGGGAGGCUGCUCUCACAUUAGCUGAAUGGUCUAUGGAAAACAUUGACGUAUUCAAAAACCGAAUAAUUUUAGAACUUGGGAGUGGAGCUGGCCUUACCGGACUUGCAGUAUGUAAGAGCUGCUCUCCAAGGAAAUAUGUGUUCAGCGAUCAUCACCCAAAGGUUCUUAAGCAACUGACUGAAAAUAUCCUCAUAAAUGGCUUCAUGUUGGAAGAAGAACAAAAAAGUCAAGUCAAAGACAAAACCAGUGUGGUUACUCGAAAUGCUGUCCAGUUAUCAGUUAUUGAACUUGACUGGCAGUCUGUUACAAAGGAACAGCUUUUACACCUCCAAGCUGAUGUGGUCAUUGCAUCAGAUGUUGUUUAUGACCCAGAGAUAACAGUUUCAUUAGCCAAGCUCCUAAAAGAAAUGUUCAACUGCACAGUAGGUAAAAGAACCAUAGACGUGUUCAUUGCAUCUACAGUUCGAAAUCCUGAGACGUACAAGUUAUUUAAAAAAACGCUUGGCGAACUUGGUAUGAACUUUCAAGUGAUUCCUGGACCUAUGAAGAUUCUCUUUCCAUGUGAUAGAAACUACACUGCAGAAAUAUUGAAAAUAUAUUUGGAUGAUUUAAAUGUUAACAUAAAAGACUAAAGUAUCUUAACUAUUAUUUUAGUAAGUUUGCAAUACAAUGGUUGUAUUUAUACAUACCUUAUAUAAAAUUAAAACAUCAACAUUAUCUUAAA
Molecule: messenger RNA, 1151 nt
Organism: Spea bombifrons (plains spadefoot toad)
Lineage: Eukaryota; Metazoa; Chordata; Amphibia; Anura; Pelobatidae
Gene: EEF2KMT
Product: eukaryotic elongation factor 2 lysine methyltransferase
Exons: 8
Coding region: 37-1059 (340 amino acids)
Source: RefSeq, a predicted model, not a curated record